CAGAUCCCGAGUGCAGAAGGGUCGGCGUCGGAGUAGCAGCCAUGCAGAUGACCGACGGGGAGUGGAACAUGACAGCCGGCACGAUGGCAGAUCUACCUGGGCGGCGGCAGACGGUGCCGAGGGCAGAGCCCGCAGCUUUCGCGAUCGCGACCGAAGAGACUAUUGGACAUAUCGCCUACGUCACGGACCACUACCCGUUGCUCAACGCUUGGAAUAAAGGCAAAGCACGAGACCCAGCGGUAGGAAUGCAGAUAUGGGCACGCAUCAAGCGAGCCAUCAUGGUGAAUGAGCAGCGGCACAUCGAGGUGGUGCGAGCACCUUCCCAUCAGGGCGGCGACGAGGCGGAAGUGGUCAACCCGAGUUUCGCGGUGGGCAACUGCUUCGCGGAUGCACUGGCGACAGUGGCAGCAGAGGCGUCUUGGGAAAGGGUACGUCAACCGCUGCCGCGCACGGACGAGCGGGGCGCGAUUUGCGCCAAAGUUCGACUCCGAGCACGACGAGCGCUGGCCGACUCAGCGGACGCUGAUCCUUGGUGCGCCGAACAACCGUCGACAGCCAAGCUCAAAGUAAAUAUCGGUAAAGCGAAAGUCAUGGCCGAGAAGUCAAAUCACGACAUGGCCAAGCUAAAGCAUAAGUGGUUUUGCACGGCUUGCAGGCAGCGCGUUACCGCGGACGCCCUGCAGGAGUCCGCGGACACCGUGCGAGACCACCUUCGUCACCGCCAGUGA
Molecule: messenger RNA, 728 nt
Organism: Prorocentrum cordatum
Lineage: Eukaryota; Dinophyceae; Prorocentrales; Prorocentraceae
Source: the annotation of a GenBank genome assembly